AUGACCGCUUCGUUGGAUCUGAAACUUUUUAACUCGCGUAUCAAACGGUUUUACGAACAGUGGGAGGUAGCUCGGGCUAUGUUAUCUUUAAAUUUUAGUCCUCGGAAAACAAGUCCUCCGAUGUCGAUGCUUUUCUCGUCCUUAAUGACCUAUUUUUUUGGCUAUGAGCUGCAAGAAACUGCAAUGCUUUUUGUCAAGAAAGGCAUAACUAUUCUCAGCAGCAGAAAGAAAGUUGAGUUUUUAAAACCUUUGAAGACAUCUGGCAUUGAGAACUUGAAUUUCACCCUCUUAACACGAUCUCAGGAUGAUGCAGACAAGGCGAACAUCGACAUACUUGUCAAAGACUUUGCGUCCAGUGGACGUGGGGAAAAGUUAGGCAUCUUUUCUAAGGAGAUCGAACGAAACUCUGAAAGUGAAUUUUCCAAAUCUGUGGCUUCGAUUCUUAAGUCAAAGGCGAAAGAAGUUGUUGACACCUCUCUGGUAUUUAGCCGUUUUUUCGCUGCCAAAGAGGAAAUCGAAGUGCAGUAUUUGAGAAAAGCCAGUGAAGUUACUUGUAUCCUC
Molecule: messenger RNA, 561 nt
Organism: Hydatigera taeniaeformis
Lineage: Eukaryota; Metazoa; Platyhelminthes; Cestoda; Cyclophyllidea; Taeniidae
Source: the annotation of a GenBank genome assembly